This is a messenger RNA of Spinacia oleracea (spinach), 660 nucleotides long. Its product is annotated as protein FAR1-RELATED SEQUENCE 5-like. Lineage: Eukaryota; Viridiplantae; Streptophyta; Magnoliopsida; Caryophyllales; Amaranthaceae. The coding region runs from base 1 to 660 and encodes 219 amino acids. The transcript has 2 exons. The record is from RefSeq and is a predicted model, not a curated record.
AUGGCUAGUUCAAGCUUUAAUGAAGGAGAUGAUGCUCAAGGAAAUGAUGAUUACGAUGAUACUGAAGAUCAAACCGAUGAAUUUGUUGACAAAAAUAAAGGAUUUGAAGAAGCAGAAAAUUCUGAACUAUUAUAUUCAAAGGUGAAGAGUGACGAAGAAGCCUACACAUUAUAUAAUGAUUACGCAUUUAGGCAGGGGUUUGGAACUCGGAAGGGUAAGAGAUCUCUAAGAGCUGAUAAAACAGUCCGACAACGUUUCUUCCUUUGUUCGUAUGCUGGUUUCAAGAAUAAAGGUGGUGUUGAGCCCACAGCUUAUAAGAAAACGGAUUUUCGUACCGGUUGCAAGGCUAGUAUUCAAUUUGAUGUCGAUAAAAAAACUGGCCUCUAUAUUGUUACCAAGCACAAUAUGAUUCAUAAUCAUGGAAGAGUUCCAGUCAGCAAAAGACAUUUGAUAAGGUCACAUAGGAAAGUUACGGAAGAACAGUUGGCUAUGCUUAGCUCUUUGACAGAGAAUGGUGUCCCGGUUGCUUUUGCUGUACGGGUGUUAAAAAACCAAGCUGGUGGGGAAGCCAAUCUUGGUUUCCUUAAGAGUGAUGCUUAUGAUGCGUUAGCUGGUAAAAAAAAACGAGACUUGAUGGCUUUGACACAAAAUAGUUGUUAA